AUGGCAGAAACAAAUCCCGCGGAUGAGGGGCUCACAGGCCCGACGGAAACCACAAACCACAUCAACGGCUCUCGCAGUGAUGUUUCAGUUGGAUCAAAUCUGGCUGGGAUUGUUCCUGUAACAAAGAUACCUGCUCUAGACACUAUCGACCAAUAUGCUGUCGAAGAAUCAAGGGAUGAUUCAAUUGGACAAAGUCCCUGGCAAAGGAUCGGUGCCGGCGAUGUUAGCGGAGAUUUGGCGACAGGAUUGAUCGAAGGAUACGCCCGAUUUGUAUCCGCACUCACUGGUCUCGAAGAUGUUGCUUUUGCCAUCUCGUGCCAGCCUUCGACGGGAUCAUCGCAGGCUCUGAUUUGCGCUUCCGUGACCGUGACCGAACAAAAGCGGGAGGUGCAGUCAAUACAGCAAUGCGCAGUGCGUGAACUUGACUUUUCAUACUACAACCGAAACGAGGUCCAGUUCGCCCUGGACUUAGCUUUGGCUGGUUGUCCCGAGAACAGAGACACAGAUCUGACCACUGUCGCGGAGAGUAACUGUCUCUCGUUGUACGUUCGGACUUGCAAUGACGAACUCCGGACCAGUUUCACAUAUCCCAAACGACUGAUCCCUGAUGCAGCGGUGAGCCAGCUGCUGAAGGCGAUUGCAUUCCAUAUGAAGCAGUCCAUUGGAUGUCUACGAUCCAGAGAAAAUUCGCCGGAUGACCAGACGCCUGACUUAUCUAUCCUUAAUUUUCCGCCUCUGAUGAUACCCCCUAUACGAGACGAUGAUUCUGCGCAAACGCCGCACGUUCCCAAACCAUUCCUUCUUCAUUCUACUUUCGAGGGCUGGGCCCAGAAACGCCCUAGUGCUAUUGCACUAGAUUUUGUUCAUUCUUUGCCAUCGGCCAGCUCUAUCGCCGAGCAUAGCACCCUAACCUAUGCCGCUCUCGAUGCUGCAGCCACCUACUUGGCAAUCCAUAUUAGAAAACUCCUCUCAGACGAUACGCGCAAUAAUCGUAAUCGCAUCAUUCCUGUCUAUAUGUCAACUUCGCCUGAGCUUUACAUCUCGUACCUCGGAAUCCUCAAAGCCGGUUAUGCAUUUUCUCCCAUUCCCACAGAUGCUCCAGCUCAGCGAGUCCGGGAAAUUCUUCAGGAUAUCAAUUCGCCUGUGAUACUUGGUAACGCUGAGGAACCGUUCUCCGGGUUAUGGCUCCCAGACGCAGCCGAUGAGACAAUGUCAAAGCCAACCUGGGUCAAUGUGGCUGAAGUCUCUAGAUGGAAGCACCUCUCCGAAGAGCAUGAUGAAAUUCCAACGGAAGAUCGGUUAUUUGAGCCUUCAGACAUCGACCACAAGGACAUUGCUUACCUUCUUUUCACAAGUGGCUCCACAGGCAAGCCCAAGGGCGUACAAGUCAGUCACCUUGCAGUUACCUGUUCAAUCGAGUCCCACGCUACAGCCAUCCCGCUUCCUGGCACUUCAGCUGGCGAUUUCCGAUGGUUCCAAUUCGCGUCCCCGACGUUCGACCCGUCUCUGAUGGAGAUAUUUGUGACGCUGAGUAGUGGCGGAACUCUCUGCUCGGCACCGCGGAGCCUGACGCUUACUGACCUGGAAGGAACAAUCAACGAGGCCAGAGCAACUGUCAUGAUGGCAACGCCAAGUCUAGCAGCGCUUCUUCGACCCCCCCAACUGACUACACUCCAAUCUUUGUGGACAAUGGGAGAAAAGCUCAAUCGGACAGUCAUCGACAACUUCUCUCAGGCGCACAACACCGACCUGAACGGUGACUCUGUCCCGACGUCAAGGAUGCUAGUCAAUGCAUAUGGGCCGACUGAAGCAGCAAUCAACUGCACAUUUCUCGCGCCAGUCGAGUAUCAUACCCGUGGGUCAAUCAUUGGUGAGCCACUGCCCACAUGCUCAAUGUUUGUCCUCGACCCAACCUUCCAUACUCCUGAACCUAUCCCAGCUGGCCUUGCUGGAGAGCUUGCGAUUGGAGGCCCUCAGGUCAGCCAAGGCUACUUGAACCGCCCUAAAGAAACCGCCGAAUCCUUUGUCCACAGCUCUGAGUACGGAUACCUCUACCGAACUGGUGACUUGGCUCGCAUUGUCUGGGACGAGAAAGGCGCACAAGUCAUUGAGUUUCUUGGGCGAAUCACAUCUGAUCAGGUGAAGAUCAGCGGUCGUCGGGUCGAGUUGGGGGAGAUUGAGUCUGUCCUUGCUACCUUGGCUGGAGUGCGGGAGGUCGUGGCCGUGGUCCCCAAGCGUGAUGCAACGGUACAAGGCAGUGAGCAAAUUGUGGCAUGCAUUGUGACGGACUUACCUGGUGAAGACGCACUACGAGAAUUUGUCCGAUUGGCUGAUGAAUGUACACAUCGUCAUCUUGCUGCAUACAUGUGUCCGUCUUCCUAUGUCUUCUUUGACUCAAGCCCUCGAUCAAGCUCUGGUAAGGUCGACCGUAAAGCUAUUGGCAAUAUGCUGCAACAAGGCGAAGAUAGUGGUAUAAAGUUCUUUCUCCCUUCGAACAAAGUCUCGGAAGCGUGGGAGACAGCGCCGGGUGACUGGGAUGGGCCUGAGGAUGAGAAAGAUUUGGAGCUACGAAACCUUGUCCUCAAUCUCAUUGCGCAAACAACUGGCGAGGAGGCCUCUGUGAUCAAACCCAACGCGAGUCUCUAUUCGCUGGGCUUGGACUCCCUGAGCGCGAUGCGAUUAUUACAGAAGCUGAGAGAUCAAUCCAUCGACAAUUUAUCGGUGGGAGAUGUACUACAGUCAGAUACCAUAAACGGGCUACUAUCACUCAUUCUCAAUGGCAAAGGUAAUCUAGAAGGACUCACCAAUGGACAGCUGGCGGAUGAUCCAUGCAUGUCCUUGGCACAGCAAUUGCAAGCAUUCAGCGCCAGGAACCUCUUGACAUGCGCGGGAAGGCUUGGAAUAAGCCCAGAGAGAAUUCAGACGGUCCUGCCCACCACAGCAACGCAGUCUGGGAUGCUAACGAGCUUCUUGCGUACUUCGGCCGAUAGUUCGUUUGCUACUCGGUCCUACAUCUAUCAUUCUGUGAUUUCACUAGAGCCCUUUGAGGACGUUGAGCGGCUCAAGAAGGCGUGGGAGUCGGUGAUUGGAAGUUAUGAUUCCUUCCGAACGAUUUUCUGCUGGCUUGACGAUGACAUGGCACCAUUUGCGCAAUGUAUUCUCAAAGAAGAUGUAGGACCAGCACCGAGCUGGGCUGUCUAUCAGUCUUCUAGGGAGUCGAUGCACAAGGAUGUCUUGACCAAGGCCCUUCGAGAAGCCGAGGGAACGAUUAGCCUGGACUUCCCCUGGAAGCUAUCAUUGCUUGACUCUUCAGAAGACAAGGUCAUCGUAUUGAGCAUGUUCCACGGCAUAUUCGAUGGGGGUUCGUUGCAACUUCUCUUGGAAGACGUGUCUUCUGUUUAUAAUAGACAGCCGCCAGCGCGUCGAACGUCGCUAGAGCAUGUUGUUGUUAACCAUUACCAAGCAAAUCAAACAGCAACAUCGAACUUUUGGAAAGAAUAUCUGAAAAACUACUCGCCAAUUGCUUUCCCUUCGCUUACCGCCUACAAUCCUCCAGCUGUUAAGUCUACAGACUGCGUCGAAAUCACUGCUCGCACAACCCAUGACAUUCUUAAGCAACGAUCCAGAACAAUCGGGUCCACACCACUUUCUGUCCUCCAAGCAGCCUGGGCCUCUCUUCUACUCGCGUAUAGUGGAAGCCAAGACCAAGACGUGGUCCUGGGUAGUGUUGUAUCUGGACGUUUCGAUCCUGACUCCGAAAUCUGUGCUGGUCCGACUUUCACGACGAUUCCCACUCGGUUGGCGCUUGGGCAGAUUCCCAAAGCUGGAGGAAAAUUAUGGACAAACAAAUCGGUUGUGGCUCAUUUGGCGAGUCUGAACGCAAAAACGUUAUCGCAUCUACAACCGCGUCUCGGAUCGUUAGUCACCGCUGAUGGUAGACUUCCCUAUGACACAGUUCUUGCCUACCAAGACUUCAGCGCCGGCUCCAGUACCAGUGGUCUAUGGAAGACAAUCGAUCAUCCCCCAAUGGCAAACGAUUACGCCGUGAUGAUUGAGGUUUGGCCUGCCGCAGACUCGUCAUUGACCCUGCGCGCAAGCUUCGGUCUCUCUCAAAUGGACCGCGACGGAGCCGACAUGAUGCUUCAUCAAUUGGACGACAUCGUUGCGUUUAUUCUUGAGAAUCCGGAUGGAGAUUUCGAGAACGCUCUGUUGUAUACCCGUCCUCACCUCAAGGCAUUAUACAACCCAAUGCCGAAGAUGGCCGAUGAAGUCUCCGACGGGGCUCUGAUACACACCAGAUUUGAGGAUCACGCAAAUUCACAUCCGGACGACAUGGCGCUUCUAUUCAAGUACGACCUCGAUGAUGACCAAAAUCCGCAAAACAUUUCAUGGAGAUACGGGGAGCUCAAUGCACGGGCUGAUAAUUUGGCAGCGUCUCUUUGUAAGACCUACGGCCAAUUGACAAACACAGUAGUACCCAUUUGUAUCGAGAAGAGUCCGGCGAUGUAUAUUGCGAUUCUGGGUAUUCUCAAAGCUGGCGGCGCAUGGUGCCCCAUUGAUACAUUUUCUCCCGCACAGCGUCGGCAUGAUCUAAUCAAACGGACUGGGGCUAGAGUGCUUCUCAUUUCUAGCGAGCAUGGAGAGCAACCAAAGGAUGCCAUUCCCGUUGAUCUCGACGUCGUUGAUGUUAGUAAAUAUGGUGAUCCGCGGGUGAGUUGGCCGAGCAUCGGCCGAGGCAGCUCAAAGAAGCUGUCCAGUCCGGCGGGCAUAGCAUACCUGAUUUGGACGAGUGGAACCACUGGUGCUCCUAAGGGUGUGCCUAUCACUCACUCAGCUGCGGUGUCCUGUUUCAAGUCGCUCGAGAAAGACAUACCAUCCGACGUUUCUGGCGGUGUUGUGCGAUGCUUGCAAUUCUCUCAAUACACGUUCGAUGUGUCCAUCCAGGACAUCUUCUACGCGUGGAGCUUGGGAGGGGUUCUGAUCUCCGCAACUAGAGAAAUCAUGCUUGCCUCAUUUGCAAAGCUGGCGAAUACCACGCGAGCAACCCAUGCGCAUCUGACCCCUGCCUUCGCUGCUGGUGUCCCGAGAAAAAGCUGUGAAACGCUGGAGGUAAUUACCAUGAUUGGCGAGAAGCUAACACAGCCUGUUGCCGACGACUGGGGCACAGAUAUGAGAGCUUACAACACAUAUGGCCCGGCAGAAGUGACAAUCGUCUCAACCGUACGAGAAUUUGGCAACGAGUGCAUGAACGUCAAGAGCGCCAAUGUUGGCUGGCCCAUGGAAAGCGUCUCGGUUUUCGUCACGAGGAACCGGCAAAUCGUGAUGAAGAACGCAGUUGGGGAGUUGGCGCUGGGUGGUCCACAGCUUUCUCCGGGAUACUUGAACCAAGAAGAUGUCACCAAGUCAAAGUACGUCUGGAGCGACGAAGCUGGACAGAUUCUCUACUACACGGGAGACCUUGUUCGGAUGCUAGCUGACGGUUCGCUGGAGUAUAUCAAUCGUGUGGACGACUUGGUGAAACUUGGCGGUAUUCGUGUUGAAUUGAGCGAGAUCAGCUUCGCUCUCGGUGGAUGCCACCCACGGGUUGAGAAUAUCGAGACGCUCGUUGUUAACCGCCCAGAUCGGCCGACAAAGGUUGUCGUUGCUUUCCUCUCUGCACCGAAUGCGGCUGAAGCCGAUGCGGGCGACGGCCUUCUACUACUCAACGAUGCUGCUCUCGAGAUUGCUCUCUCUACACGCGAGAAGGCGCAUACAGCUCUCCCUGCUCAUAUGAUUCCAUCCGUGUACCUCGUGGUCAAGAGGAUUCCUCGCACGCAGUCCGCUAAAACAGAUCGUCGCGCGCUGCAAGCUGCAUAUGCUUCAGUUGAUAUUGAAGACUGGGAGAAUCGGAUGAAUCCUGAAAACGAUGCUGCAAGUCGCCCCGCGGAUGACCAAGUCACAUCCGACGCAAUGGAAAAGAUUGUGCACAUGAUAGCAUCGCUUACCAAUAUUUCGCCUUCGAUUAUCACUAAAGCGAGCAGGCUCCGAAGUCUAGGUAUUGACUCUAUCCACGCGGUUCGUCUCGCAUCCAGACUCAAAGAAGCCGGUUAUCAACUUUCUUUCAUUGAAGUGAUCAACUGUGUCACAGUACAGGAUUUGAUCCAAUUAUCCACAUCUUCUUCCGAGGCUCUUGUACCGUCACCUACUGACUUUGAUAUUAACCUUUUCAACAAUCAGUGGCACGACGUCGUGUCCUCGAAAGUUGACGACGAAUUUUUCACCGUGCGAGCAACCCCGAUCCAGGAGAGCUUGCUCAGUGAGACGAUGGGUACUUAUAACUUGUACUGGAGUAAUCACUUCUUCUCACUUGACAGCUCUGUUGAUGUGACACGGUUGAAACAAGCUUGGCUGGCGCUUUGUCAAAAGAACGAGGCCUUGCGAACUGGGUUCAUUCCUGUUGCCAUGGUAGAUAACAGCUCUCGCAAGGAUGAACUGGACUUCUCCAUCUUGCAAGUUAUCUACGAUCACCCCACUCUCGAUUGGGAGUAUGUGGUGUGCGAAGAGCAUGAGUGGGACCAAUUGCUUCACUCUCGCAUCGAAGGUGUCAUGAAGACGCACCAGAAGACGUAUUUCAGGCAGCGCCCCUGGGCAGUUACUGUUUUGGACAAGGGUGUAGACCGGGUUAUGGUACUGACAAUUCACCAUUCUAUUCAUGACGGGCCUUCUUUAGAUCUGAUUGAAAAGGAUCUGCGGUCUGCAUAUACCGGCAAGCCACCCCCCAGAUAUCCACUUAGGAGCGCGCUUUCCAAGGUCCUGUCGACAGAGGAAAUGGCUGCCGGUACCCGGAGCUUCUGGAACUCUGAACUGCAGAAAUUCUCCGAGCUUGAUGCGCCCUCCUGGCCGGACUUGACCGGGAAGAGGACGCCAGAGACCGCCGCACAGGAACACAAUCUUAUCUCCGAGCAAAUGCCCAUGACGGAGCCUCUUGAAAAGCUUCAAUCCAUCUCAGCCGAGCUCGGUGUCUCCUCCAUUGCUUCCCUCAUUCGUGCGGCAUGGGGUUUCGUAUCGUUGAGUUACCUUGGAGUUCCGGCGACUGUGUUUGCGGAGACAAUUUCUGAUCGUGUUCUGCAUGCUGACCUCGACAACGGCAUUGGUCCAUUGAUUUCCGUUGUGCCAGUGCCAUUCAAUCCAACAGGAACUGCACGGGAGGUUCUCGCAGAACAGCAGCGUAUCUCUACCCAGUCGAGGAAGCACCGUCAUAUACAUGCUCGAGAGGUGCGCAGGAUGCUCAAACGACCUCGUGGUGAGCCCUUGUAUCCGGCAGUGUUCACCUUCCACCCAGCGGGUGCAGAAGCCAACGCCGCUACUGACACUGGUCUGUGGCGUCAACUUGAGGAUCAAAUUGGGUUGCAUGUUGAGCACCCUAUGGCAUUCAAUGUACUGCAAAAUGCUGAUGGAUCCCUGAUCCUAGAAGCGUCUGCUGAUGCAUCUCUCAUGAGCCAUGAACACCUGUCUAUCUUUGUGCGCCAGGUCGACAGUCUCGUCGGCGCAAUGUUGGGGAAUCCAGACAAGGAACUACGAGAACUCGUCAAUCAACUCCCCCCUUCGCUCAAAUCCAAAUCUUCGCAGCAUGUGAGUGAGGCAGUUAUGAACUCGGUUAACCUCAGCCCAACGCACUGGCUGGAGCUCAACGCCAGGGAACAUCCGGAGUGGACAGCAGUUGAAGUGGCCAGCAGCAUCAGCGCAAGCGGCGUCGAGAAGCAAAGUAUGAGCUAUGGUACGCUCAAUGCUGCAGCGAACUGCGUGGCGGCCUUCAUCGCCUCGCUGGGAUACAAAAACAGAAUGAUUGCCGUUUGCGCGGGACGAAAUCUUCCGUCCUAUCCCGUCAUUGUUGGUGUCUUCAAGUCAGGAAAUACCUAUCUCCCUAUCGAUGACAAUCUUCCAAACGAUCGAAAAGCAUUUCUCAUCGAGGAUGGAAACUGCCCGCUUGUCUUCACCGAGUCCGCAUUUGCAGCCACAUUCUCAAAUGUCCCCGGAACGUGCCGUGUGAUGUGCAUCGACGAUCCCUCUUUCAUUGAUGCGUUGGCAGGCAUGCCCACUGACAAUCGGUCCUAUGCAAGUGAUCCACAAGACAAUUCCUAUCUGCUUUACACGUCAGGUUCUACAGGGAAGCCUAAGGGUGUCAUGGUGUCGAGGGCGAAUCUAUCAGCAUUUAUCGAAUCGUUCUCAGAAUUCGUUUGUCGAGUGGCGCCAGCGACACUAGAGCUCGGUGGUCGAGGCCGGUAUCUUGCACAGGCCAGUCGGGCGUUUGAUGUCCAUCUGUUGGAAAUGUUCUUCCCCUGGCGACAUGGCAUGGCCUCCGUAACUGCUGCGCGAACAAUGCUUUUGGAUGAUCUUCAGUUGACAAUCACGAAGUGGGGCAUUACUCAUGCGAGCAUGGUACCAUCUUUGGUUGACCAGACAAACCUGCGGCCUGAACUAUGUCCGGAACUCAAAUACCUGAGUGUUGGAGGGGAGAAGAUUUCGAAGAGAGUAUUGGACACUUGGGCCGGGUUGCCGCAUGUCGCCCUAGCCAAUGCGUACGGACCAACGGAAGUCACUAUUGGUUGCACUUUCGCCCAUGUUGGCAAGGAAACCACCAUUCGCAAUAUUGGGCCUCCAUUGAGCGCCUGCACUUGCCAUGUUCUGAUCCCGGGCACAAUGAACUACGCCCUUCGUGGUCAAACGGGAGAAUUGUGUUUCACCGGCGACCUUGUGGGCAACGGAUAUCUAAACAGGUCGGAUGCAACUGGCUUUGUGCAAGGCCCUGGCGGCGAAAGGAUGUACAGGACCGGAGAUAUUGGUCGCUUGAUGAGCGAUGACUCUGUGGAAUACGUUGGUCGAGGCGACGACCAGACCAAGAUCCGCGGGCAGCGGUUGGAACUCGGAGAGGUCUCCGAGGUUAUUCGCUCCUCUUCUCCUGUUGAGAUCAGCGUAGUGACCACGGUUGCGAAACAUCCCGGUCUCGCGAGACCGCAGCUCAUCUCGUUCAUUGCCAGAGGUGGUGACAGGAGCCGUCAGCGUAGCGGAGAUGCCACCAUAAUACAUUCUGAUUUGGCAACCUUGGGCAAGGAACUCCGGGACGCCUGCCAGCGGAAGCUGUCAGCCUACAUGGUUCCCGAGAUCGUCCUGCCAAUCACAUAUAUCCCACUGGCACCAAUGUCAGGAAAGGCAAAUAUCAAGCUGCUGCACAUCAUAUUCUCAAGCUUGCCCCUGGCAAGUAUUCUACAAGGAAACAAUCCAGGAGCUAGCGACACUGCGGCUUUCACUGGUAGGCCUUUGACUUCCGAAGAAGAAGCUGUAGUCAACGAAAUCUCCGCAGUGAUCAAGAUUGAACGUGAGAGUAUCAAUCCACUGACAAAUAUUUUUGAGGUCGGCUUGGACAGCUUAAGCGCAAUCAGCUUAUCAGUGAAGCUUCGGAGGAUAGGAUAUGACGCCACCGUCGCCCUUGUGAUGGGCAACCCGGUUGUCGAGCAGCUUGCUCAGCUCCCCAGAAAGUCAACCGAGGCCGCGACUGAUCCGCACAGUUCAGAGUUGACGAAGAGACUCGCUGAGCUCGAGGCUGAAUACCACCAGGGCAAUACCUCGCCUGCAAAUUCCGGCCAGGUAGUCGUACAACCAUGCCUUCCUCUUCAGGAGGGUCUUGUCGCACGCUCCAUCAACAGCGAAGGGGAUCAGCUCUAUGUCAACCAUAUUGCUCUCAAGCUCGAUCCCGGUCUCGAUUCCGAGCGAUUAAGGUGCGCGUGGCAAGCUACUGCUGACAAAAAUGAGAUCCUUCGAACUUGCUUUGCUCCUUUGGAGAAAGAGAUUGUUCAAGUUGUCUUCAGUUCUGGAUGUCCAAUGUCAUGGACGGAAUGCGAAUACGACGGUCCCGAGGAAUGCAUUACACAGCAGAGAGCGAAGCAGCAAGAGAUUUCUCGCGGCAUCAUCGAGGAUAUCACAGACGUCCCUCCGGUGCGAUUCCACUUGGCAAGAUCAUCGUCGUCAAAACAUCCAUUGGUUUUGUUCAUCGCAAUUCACCACGCUCUCUAUGACGGUGAGUCAUUCUCGAUGCUCCUGGAGGACGUUGCAGCGCGUUAUGUAGGAGAUCCUGUGAUCCAGCGAGGCUCACCGGCUGCUUUCAUCAACCAUGUAUAUGGUCAGAACCUGGAGAAGGCCCAGCAACACUGGGUGAGCGCGUUGAGUGAUUGUCGGCCGACAAUCUUUCGUGUUGACACUGGUGCUGUAGAGGAGACUACCUUCGUUGACAGAAAGCUCCGUGCCGGCUUGGCUGAACUGGAACGCCAUUCAGCCAAUUUGCACACUACCGUUCCAUCUCUGAUGCAGGCACUCUUCGCCCUUCUCCUGGCUGAUAGAGUUAACGCGUCCGACGUCACUUAUGGACUUGUCCUCUCCGGUCGGGCUGUGGCAGUCCCUGGUGCGGAUUCCGUGCUUCUGCCUUGCAUUACAACCAUUCCGGGUCGAUUGAAUACCAAUGGCCUGACAACUGUCGCCGAUGUUGUCGGGUCCGUUCACCAAUCAACCGCCCGGUCUCUUGAGUAUCAACACACCUCGUUGCGCCGUAUCCAGCGUUGGCUGAAGUCGGAAAAGCCUCUCUUCGACUGCCUCUUCUCCUACAUCCGUAGCACGCCAGCACCCAAGCACAAUUUCUGGGAGCAACUCGGGAGCAACAUGCCUUCUGAGUACCCCCUCGCCGUUGAGAUCGAAGCGAAUCAUGAAAAGGAUGAAGUGUACGUUCACUGUGGCUUUUCGGCGUCGUUCGGUUCGGUCGACCGCGGGCAAGAAUUUGCUGAGAAACUCGACGCACUGUUAUCAGCUCUCUUGUCUGGGGACGACAUUGCGUUGGACAGCUUCAGCCUUGCUGGCUCUGGAGCUUCCGGUUCACGCGAAAUUGAGGUGAAAUGGGACGCAACAGCCUGGUCUACGACUGAGACAAAGAUUCGGGACCUCACGGCUGCUUUCUGUGGCCUUGACGUGGUGAAUGUGUUGAAGGGGACGUCAUUUAUCAGCCUCGGUAUCGACUCGGUGACCGCUAUCCAAUUUGCACGGAAACUCCGCGAGUUGCAGUUUGAAGUUGCGCCGUCAGAUAUUAUGCGCUUCCCGUGCGUUGGCGCAUUAGCCAAACACAUUGACGAGCGUUCCGCUGAGGGACGUCAGUCAGCACACUCGGAGGACAAGAAGCCCAGAGUCUCGCUUGCAGCUCACCGUGACAACGUUCGUCUUCUUGGUGGUGGAGAUUCAGUCGCGGCAAUAUUUGAAUGCACGCCUCUGCAAGCGGGCAUGAUCACGCGGACACUUGGAUCUGACUCUCAGGUCUAUGUUCAUCCGCACAUUUUUCGACUCGGCGCUGAUGUUGACAUUGAUCGCCUCAGGAAUGCCACUGCAGAGGUUGUCUCGAAAAAUGAUAUUCUCCGUACUUCGUUCCACCCUAUCACCGAGAAUGGAGUGAUCUGGGUCGGUGCGGUGCACACAAAUCCUCCUCUACAGUGGACGGAGAUCUCCUUGUCCUCGAACGCGGAUGUAAUCGCCGAGCUAACCUCACUCUACUCUUUCCGUGAAGUGGCCGAUUUCGAGACUCCAGCACUCAGAUUUGUACUCGCUGAUCGCGAAAAUGAGAAGCUUUUCGUUGUGCUCAUGCACCAUGCUCUUUAUGAUGGUGCCUCGUUGCCUCUGCUCUUUGAGGAUUUGGCCGCUGCUUACCACGGUCAAGCUACGGCAGAGCGGCCUCAAUUUUCCGAAAUUGCCCACCACAUUCUGGAAGGUCAGAAUGACUCUUGCGAUUUCUGGACAAAGAAACUGGCUGAUCACGAGCCUGUCGAGAUUCCUGCGCUCUCCCCAUCCGAUGCUACUGAGGGCAUGCUUCUUUCGGAGCGCAGGAUGGACCUUGACGUGGAGAAGGUAGUUGAAAGUUGCAAGGCCAUGGAGGUAACCGUUCAAAGUGUCGCCCUCUUGGCAUAUGCAAAGGUGCUCGCUUGCCUGGUUGGGAAGCGCGACGUAGUCUUCGGUCAAGUUCUCGCUGGUCGCUCACUAGCAGUUCCUGGUGCCGACCAGACCAUUGGCCCGCUCUUUAACACUGUAGCUCAGAGAGUCUCGUUUGAGCCUAGAUUCUUGAGCAACCGUGAGAUGGCCCAACGACUCCAACAACUUACCUCUGAGUCGCAAGUUUUCCAACAUGCACCUCUGAAGGAUGUGCAGAAGGCUCUGAGACAAGAACAUGGCAUGGAUGCUGCCUCGCUAUUCGACACACUCUUCGUGUUCCAGAAAAGUGCUGAUCUUACAACUGCCACGCUGGCUGAGCAGCAGAUAUGGAGAUCCUUCGAAACAGACGGAUACGCUGCGCAGGCUGAACAUAAACUCAAUUUGGAGGUAGACCACGGUCGUGAAGCUAUCGUCGUUAGCACCUCGGGGGACGGACGCUACAUUUGCCAACAAGCCCUUGAUGAGUUCAUGACGGACUUCUGUACAGCGUUCCAAGACAUCAUUGAUCAUCCUACCAGAUGCGCCACUGCUGCGCCAGAGCCGCUUGGGGAAUUGCCUCUUCGAUUAACCAAGGCUGGGAAGCCAGACCGAGAUGACAGCGAGUCUGAUGCGCCUGCACACGAGUUGAUUGUUCGUGAUGUCCUCGCUGAGGUGGCCGGCGUUCCAGUCGACAGCAUCUCGCCAAGCACCAGCGUUUACAACAUCGGUUUAGACUCGUUGUCUGCCAUUUGCAUUGCUUCCAUUUGCCGAAGCAGAGGAUUGAAGGCAAGUGUGGCUGAUGUUCUGCAAGGAAAUACCCUACGAGGUAUCAGUUCACGCAUCGUCUCAACGGUCGAGGAAUGCAUUCAAACUCAAGAGCCGUUGAUUGAAGACUAUAACGCCGUGGAAAAUGAAGUUCUACAGCGGCUCGGGCUAAACAAGGACGCAGUCGAGACUAUUCUGCCCUGUCUCAGUGGCCAGCUGUACCACCUUGCCAGCUGGUUGAAGUCCGGCCGGACCUUGUUUGAACCUGCCUGGUCUUACUACAGCACGGAACGUAUCGAUAGUGGGAAGCUUGAGAAUGCGUGGGACCAGCUCCGUCAACGACAUCCCAUUCUAAGAACCUGCUUCGUGGCGCCUUCGCCGUCGAUGGCCGUACAGGUUGUGCUCAAACAGGCACCACAGAACGCGGAGACCUUCAAGGUCAUCGAGUCUCCCACAUGCAUUGAAGAAGCGGCAAAAGCCCAGGCUAGAGAAGAGGGUUUGACUCCAUCAUCUUUGUUUGUCCCUCCUGUCCGCCUCCGUCUUCUGAAGGCUAGCGACAAGGACGGAAUCCAACUUUUCAUCAAUCACGCUGCAUACGAUGCAUGGACAAUGCCAAUGUUUGUUUCUGAGCUCACACAGAUCUACCGCGGGGAAUCAGUCCAGUCAAACCCGGACUUCCCCUUUUUUGUCGAACACGCCACACGCUCUCUGCGACAAGUCGACGAAGAAACCUACUGGUCUUGGCAGGUUGGUUCCAGCGUUCCCACCAUCAUUCAACCCAAGGAGCAGGAACUACCCAGGCAAGCAUUUGUCGGCGUAUGGGAGAAGGUCAAGAACCUGUCUCAGCUGGAAAGUACCUGUCGUUCUGCAGGCCUCAGUCUCCAGAGCGUAGUCCUCCUGUCCGUGUCUCGCUGUCUCGCAAGAAUGACUGGGGUCCAAACCCCCACAAUCGGUUUGUACCAGACAGGUCGCUCCGCCUCGUUCAAUAAUAUUGAGCGUCUCUCCGGACCCUGUCUAAACGUCACGCCGUUUACAUUCCCAAUCCCCGGAGCUGCGACCAACGCGUUGGACGAAGUACGCGCAAUCCAAACCUCCCUUGCUGAACGCGUGCUCUACGAGCAGAGCUGCCUCCGCGAGAUCCUGACCAAAUGGGCUAGUACGAAAGGUAGAGGACCACUCUUCAACACCUGGGUUAAUCUCCUCUGGAUGCACCAGCCCUCCACCCGAGGUGAUUCGGAACUCAAUCUCUUCCAUCCUCUGCGAAUCGGUGUGCCAACGGACUUCAUUCUCGCUUCUCCAUUACCGGACCCGACCGGAGAGACUACCUCCGUCUCGGCGUUGGAUACUUCGUACCUCCCUGAUGAGAAUUUGUAUAUUGAUAUUGGGCCUGAUCCUGGUACGGAUACCAUCGGGUUUGGUGUCCGCGUGGAAGGGGGACUGCUGACGGAGGCGGAGGUGCGUGAGAUGGUGGAUGAUGUGAGUGGUGAGAUUGAGGGGAUUAUGGCUGCUAUCCAGUUUACACGCUGA
Aspergillus viridinutans is the source of this 14268-nucleotide messenger RNA. RefSeq names its product nonribosomal siderophore peptide synthase SidC (gene sidC). Gene Ontology annotation, cellular component: cytoplasm. The transcript has 2 exons. Gene Ontology annotation, biological process: secondary metabolite biosynthetic process; amino acid activation for nonribosomal peptide biosynthetic process. Gene Ontology annotation, molecular function: phosphopantetheine binding; catalytic activity. Lineage: Eukaryota; Fungi; Ascomycota; Eurotiomycetes; Eurotiales; Aspergillaceae. The record is from RefSeq and is a predicted model, not a curated record. Bases 1 to 14268 code for a protein of 4755 amino acids.